Messenger RNA from Trichogramma pretiosum, 3331 nucleotides. RefSeq names its product synaptotagmin-4 (gene Syt4). Lineage: Eukaryota; Metazoa; Arthropoda; Insecta; Hymenoptera; Trichogrammatidae. The transcript has 6 exons. Gene Ontology annotation, biological process: cellular response to calcium ion; regulation of calcium ion-dependent exocytosis; vesicle fusion. Bases 305 to 1777 code for a protein of 490 amino acids. Gene Ontology annotation, molecular function: clathrin binding; phosphatidylserine binding; SNARE binding. The record is from RefSeq and is a predicted model, not a curated record. Gene Ontology annotation, cellular component: membrane; synapse; axon.
GGUGCCGUUUCGGCUCGGACGCAACGCUAAUAACGACGAGCAGCAGCAGCAGCCUUUGCUGUCGUGUGUGCGAGUGCUUUCGACGAGGCACAGGCAGAGUGGACACGGGAAGUAGUACAUACAUCUCGAGGUCUCUUUUCACCGCGAGUACACGAGUGUCGAAAAGUCGUAAUCGAAGGUCGGAGUUUCGACGGCUUUCUCUCCGCGCGCGUGCCACGCAGCGGGGCCUGCGCCAGCGGAAUCUCGGACAACGAGUAAGGGUCGCUCGUGAGCAGCACCCUUUGCGGAGUUGGCAACCACCACCAUGGUGGCCGGCAUCAUCGAGGAUGGCCCGCUCAUUCAACCGGUCGAAGCAGUAUCGCCAACGACUCUGGUGGCCGUCUGUCUGAGCGCGGCCUUCCUCGCCUGCGCCGCCGCGAUGACCUGGUGGCUGUGCCGCAGGCGGCGCGCCGAGCACGUCAAGCUCGCCGGCGACAAGAGUCUGCCACCGUUCCGGCCGCCCCAUCGCAAGCCCACCGCCGUCAAGAGCCCGGGCAGCCAGGGCCACUAUCUCAAGAAAAGCCCGAGUCCCACGGGGCCGGCCAAGAGUCCGCCGGGAAGCGCCCAGACGCCCAGUCCCACGGGAGCGGGUCCGUUGAACGGCAUUCUCGGCCAGCAUCAUCAUCAUCAGCAUCAUCAUCAUCAUCACGCGAGAUCCUCGCAGGGAGCCAUAUCGCCGCUGCAGACACCGACCGGCGAGCUGGCCGGGGCUGCGGCGACGAUGACGAGCCUCGUGAUCGAGAACGAGCGCGACAAGGCCGAGCUCGAGAACAGCGAGAAGGCCGAGCGAUCGAUGGAUCAGGUCGACGGCUGUAAUCUGAGCUACGCGAUCAGCGCCAACGGCAACAACGGCAACGGCUUCGGUUCGCGCCUCGGACAGCUCGUGUUCAAGCUGCGCUACCUCGUCGAGCAGAACGCCCUGGUGGUGACCGUGGUGGCCUGCAAGGAUCUGCCGGCUCGUGGUGGCGGCAGCGGAGGUGGUGGCAAUCACAGCGGCGGGGCCAGCAGCGAUCCCUACGUGAAGCUGCAGCUGCUGCCCGACAAGCAGCACCGCACCAAGACCCGCGUGCUGCGCAACACUCGCGAUCCCGUCUACGACGAGGACUUCACCUUCUUCGGCAUAUCCUUGGCCCAGUUGCAGAAAAUCAGUCUGCACUUUGUCGUGAUGAGCUUCGAUCGGUACUCGCGCGACGACGUGAUCGGCGAGGUGGUCUGCGCCCUGUCGCAGGUGCCCGACUUGGAGAUCGCCCAGAAUCAGCAACUCACCCUCUGUCGAGAAAUCUGCCCGCGAAGCCUCAAGAUACAAUCGCAAGGCCGCGGCGAGCUGCUCGUGUCGCUGUGCUGGCAGCCGGCCGCCAGCAAGCUCACCGUGGUCGUGCUGAAGGCGCGCAAUCUGCCCAAGAUGGACGUGACGGGCCUCGCGGAUCCCUACGUCAAGAUCUACCUGCUCUACAACAAUCAGCGCAUCGCCAAGCGCAAGACCCACGUGAAGAAGCGCACCCUCAAUCCCAUAUUCAACGAGUCGAUCGUUUUCGAGAUACCCAAUGGCGCCGAGGGUCUGGGCAAGAUCAGCUUAGAGUUUGCCCUUCUUGAUUGGGACAGGGUCACCAAGAACGAGGUCAUCGGACGGCUGGAAAUCGGCGGCCCCAAGUGCCAAGGCUCGGCGCUGAACCACUGGAACGAGGUCUGCAACUCGCCCAAGCGCCAGAUAGCCGAUUGGCACAAGCUGAGAGAGUAGACGCGAGUAGAGGAGGGCUGGUGCUAAUGUACGAAAUUUUGAUUCCCGCGCUGCAUCGCCGACAAUAGCAGAAACAACAAAAACAUUUACAAUACUGAUUAAAUAAUACAAUUCUCCAUUAUGCAAACAAGAUUCGCGAGAUUAUCUUAUUCAGGCAAUUCUUUGGUUUAUUUAUUUCGUCGAAAUUAUAAAGCUCGUUUUACAGCAACGUCAUCGAUACAAAUAUAUAUAUGGGCUAUCUCUGGACAAUAUAUAUUUGUAUUCAGCACAACUUCAAAUGAUUGAAAAAUCGCGCCACCAUCGAUUCUUAUAUCGGAGUAAUUUUAGUUUUGCGCACUUCAAAAAUUGAUUUAUAAAAGUACCUUUGAACGAUAGUAUAUAAGAAAUCAAAAAAAAACAACUUGAAAUUUGUCUUUAUUGGUUUAUGCAUACUUUCAACUAAACGUGUAUAAUGUUGUGUGUAUAAGCGACGCGAUUGAUAAAUGCUUUAAUCGCGAUUUGAACUUCAUUAUUAAAUAUCUAUUGUACGGUAAAUUUUAACUGAAGCCGCAGAAAGUGAAUGUUAUCGAUAAUCCCUUGAAUUUUUUGAUCCCCGCCUCGUCGACUCUCGUCAUUAAUACAAUGAAACUGUUUAAAUGUUGACAUUGCACUUACGCAUAAUAUAUUUCUAUAACGAUAAAACUUAUUUUAAUGCUGAACAAAAUAAUAUAGUAUAACGAAUGGAAUGGAAGUCGAGAAAUAUCGAGCUAACUUCCUCGACGUAACACGAUUAUAUUCAUAUGUUCUUUUUUCAUUUCGUUUCGUCGAAUGAAUGAUUUUUAUAAAUGAUACAAUGUGAAACACAACGCGUCGUUUAGCAUUAUUAUAACACAUGAUAGACUAAAUGUAAAUAUGUAACUGCAGUAGUUUAUUUUGGAAUCAUGCGUAAAUCGACUGUUUUUUUUUAUUUUACGCCAUCGUGAAGCACGUUAAAAUUCGCGGAAAAAUAUCAGCAACAAACGAAUUAUUUACUCGAAUGACAAUUGAUUCAAUGAUCGGAAAGUAGAGAAGACGAAAGAGAUGCAUAAGUGAAGAAAAAAAGAACAAUUGCAUAUAAUAUAGUGCUUGGUUACUCAAUUUGAUGGUAUUUACGUUAAAUAUUAAAUAAGUUAGUUUUGAAUGAAAUAAAAUUAUUUAUCAUUACCAAUAGUAUUAUUAUUCUUACUAGUAUAAACCGAAGAUUAAAAUAAAACUAAACAAUUCUUGCGUGGUACCAUGAAAAUUUACCUGAAAUUCAUAUGCGUGUCGUGUUUAUUGUUAACAUCGUUUCGAAAUUUCACGAAAAAUAUGCAAACUGUUCUCAAGAGUCAUAAAAAUGUAAUCUAUAAAUAAUACCAAUGAAGCUUUUAGGUAUUCGGCUCCGAUAUGACACGAUCUCUGCAUUCUGAUUGCGCAGAAAGCGUCGAAAGAACACAUUUUUGAGCUACAUGUUUAAGUAUGGUAAAUUAAAAAAUCGUCAAACGUAAAUUGUGUAUGUAAUUUUUUUUAAAAUAUAAAAAUUAUUCAUGAACUAAA